Messenger RNA from Branchiostoma belcheri (Belcher's lancelet), 3114 nucleotides. RefSeq names its product vascular endothelial growth factor receptor 1-like. Gene Ontology annotation, biological process: protein phosphorylation; positive regulation of kinase activity; multicellular organism development. Gene Ontology annotation, cellular component: signaling receptor complex. Gene Ontology annotation, molecular function: transmembrane receptor protein tyrosine kinase activity; ATP binding; protein binding. The transcript has 13 exons. The coding region runs from base 1 to 3114 and encodes 1037 amino acids. The record is from RefSeq and is a predicted model, not a curated record. Lineage: Eukaryota; Metazoa; Chordata; Leptocardii; Amphioxiformes; Branchiostomatidae.
AUGGUUGUCCAAACUAUCUACAUCUUUACAAGUACUGAGCACAGCAGCAGCAUGCAGGGUGCUGGGUGCCGCGUGACGUGCCGAGCUGCUGCAGUCGGCGUCCUCGGUCUCCUGUGGGUCGUCACGGCUGUCUUCACCUGCCCGGAGAUAUGUACUUGUAACUCUGUCGGGUCGGUUGACUGUAACGGACGGGGGCUCAAAGACGUUCCCGCGAACAUACCAUUGGAUACAACUGAACUCGAGCUGAGGUCCAACAGCAUACAAAAUCUGUCUGAGGCGGAUUUCUCCAACCUCACAAGCCUGGAGGGGCUUAACCUGGACUACAACGACAUCCGAGUUCUCCCUGCCGGAGUUUUCUCAAGUUUGACCAGUUUGGAAAGGCUUUACAUUGGCGGCAAUAACAUGUCAAGUCUCCGGAAUGGAGUUUUCUCACAUCUCACCCGUCUGAGGUGGCUGAAACUAUCUGAUAAUCAUAUAACUGAUCUCCCGGAUGGAGUAUUCUCACAUCUCACCCGUCUGGAGUGGCUGGAUCUACUUAAUAAUCAUAUAGCUGAUCUCCCGGAUGGAGUAUUCUUACAUCUGACCAGUUUAAUAGGGCUUCUCCUGUCCGACAAUAACAUCUCGAGUCUCCCGGAUGGAGUUUUCUCACAUUUCACCCGUCUGGGGUGGCUGGAUCUAUCCAAUAAUCAUAUAGCUGAUCUCCCGGAUGGAGUAUUCUCAAAUCUAACAAGUUUGAUGCACCUUAGCCUGCCCAACAAUAACAUCUCAAGUCUCCCGGAUGGAGUUUUCUCACAUCUCACCCGUCUGAGUUGGCUGAAUCUAGCUGAUAAUCAUAUAGCUGAUCUCUUGGACGGAGUUUUCUCACAUCUCACCCGUCUGAAUUAUCUGGGUCUAUCUGAUAAUCAUAUAGCUGAUCUCCCGGAUGGAGUAUUCUUAAAUCUGACCAGUUUGACACACCUCCGUCUGUCCAACAACAGCAUCUCGAGUCUUCCUGUAGACAUCAAACAUCUAUCUUCCCUGACAACCCUUACCCUAACAGGGAACCCCUGGAGGUGUGACUGUAGUUUACAGGAUAUAAUGACUUCGCAACGUGUGCGCAGUUCAAUUCGCGAUAACUCAACCUGCAGCUCCCAUCCCCACAUAGAUUUCAACGUGCUGAUCUCUGAUUUGCCAGACAGGGUUUGUAACGGACGCGGGGACUGCAUCACGGGAAAUGACGGGGACACUUGUGUUUGCAACGUCAUCUGGACUGGCCCAUUUUGUGACAAAGGUAAGAUGUCUGUGCGGGUUGAUCCAGACGAGAACGUUGGCAGGAAUGACCAGUGUGGACAGACUUUCCAGCUCAUCCAUGGGCAGACCAGAGAGGUGGAAUGCAACCCACCGAUGUUAGGCCGUUACGUGUCCAUACAGAAUAUGGCCGAAAGGAGCAGUUUGUCACUGUGCGAGCUAAAGGUUUAUGUUUCAGAUAUCUGCUGUGAACAUACAAUAGGACUUCCGAACGGCCAAAUCACUCCUAUCGACGGCGGGUACUGCUUUGGGAACAACAUCCUGUUCUCUUGUAACCCCGGAUACGAGCUCGUCGGUAGGACCAAUGCCACCUGCCAAGAGGACGGAAUAUGGGACCGAGAAAUUCCGACUUGUGAACGUAUCUGCUGUGACAACACAACCAGGAUAAAGAACGGCCAGAUCAGGGUUGAUAAUGACUACUGCGAUGGGAAUUCUAUCCAGUUCUCUUGUGACACUGGAUACGAGCUUGUGGGCAGCUCCUUCGCUUUCUGUCAGGACAAAAAUUGGGACCGGGAGAUUCCGACUUGCCAACGUAUCUGCUGUGACAAUACCACCGACAUCAUGAACGGCCGAGUCAGUGCUACUGACGGUUACUGCUCUGGGAACGACAUCCAGUUCUCUUGUAAUCCUGGGUACGAACUCGUGGGUAGGUCCGAUGCAAUCUGCAAAGAGGACGGCAACUGGGACCCAGAAAUUCCGACUUGUCAACAGGAAAGUCGCAUGUCCACUGAAGCCAUCAUCGGCGGAACCAGUGCCGGUAUCGCCGCAGUGCUGAUUGUGGCAGCUGUCGUCUUCACGGUGUACUUAAGACGUAGGAGGAAGAAAAGAGAGGAAGAAGACUACCAGCAAUCGACUGUUUACUUUGUACCAGAUGAUGUUAUCAUCCACAGGAGGAGAUUGGAGGAGAUGGUCCCGUCGGUUCCACCCCGGCCACAGUUCCCGAAGUUAGAGACCGACCCCGGCAGGGUGACGCUUGGUGAGAAGAUCGGCAGCGGGGCGUUCGGCAUCGUUUACCGGGCAACCCUGACGCGGAACGACCGGACGGAGGAUGUCGUCGUAAAAACUCUAAAAGAACACGCCAGUGAGGAGGACAAGCUGGGUUUCCUGGAGGAAAUCCGUGCAGUUGUGGACCUGGGGGUUCAUAAGAACCUGCUGGGUCUGCUUGGCUGUUGCACGGUGGUGCGAGACCAUCUGUAUCUCAUCACGGAGUUCAUGCCGUACGGAGACCUAAAGAGCUUCUUGAGAAAAUGCCGGGAGCAACAGACCUCUGAUGAACCUGGAGACGAUAUCUACACCUUUGAGGUGAUACAGAUGUAUCAGGUGGCCCGGCAGAUCGCUAAAGGCAUGGAUCACAUCGCCCGGUCUCGUUACGUCCACGGAGACCUGGCCGCUCGGAACGUGCUGGUCGGAAAACGCCUGCAUGUGAAGAUUUCUGACUUCGGGCUGGCAGAAGACAUCUACAGCCGAGGUUACCGUCGGCAGGACCGGCUCCAGAGGGUGCCCUGGAAGUGGAUGGCGCCGGAGCGGCUGGAGGGUGAGAAGGCCUACACCUCACAGAGCGAUGUGUGGUCUUUCGGGAUAGUGCUGUACGAGAUCUGCACGCUAGGGGGCGACCCUUACCCUGACGUGGCAGUAUCCGAGCUGAAAGACCGCCUACAGGCUGGAUUCAGGAUGGACCAACCUGAAGACUGUCCGCGAGCUAUGUACGAUCUGAUGAAGCAGUGUUGGCGCUGGCAGCCCAUCCAGCGGCCGCUCUUCAGCCAGCUGUAUCUAACACUGGACAAGCACCUCGAAUUCUACGGACCCGAGUACUUGGAUACAAAUUAA